Molecule: messenger RNA, 948 nt
Organism: Saxophila tyrrhenica
Lineage: Eukaryota; Fungi; Ascomycota; Dothideomycetes; Mycosphaerellales; Extremaceae
Exons: 2
Coding region: 1-948 (315 amino acids)
Source: RefSeq, a predicted model, not a curated record
AUGGCGGAGAUCACCGACAAGCAGCUCGGCACCCUCGAAAGAUUGCCACAGGAGAUUCGCGACAUGAUUUACGACCAUAUCAUCAUCGCCAAAAAGGCCGGACAUCACCAUGUCCUCAAACAUGAUCGCAAGGACGGGAGUCUCAAUCGAUUCCAGCGUGUCGGUGACAUCAAGAUCAACAACAUGCCACCACUGCUCCUCGCAAGCAAGCGCAUCAUGACCGAGUUGACGUACCAAGCUGGAGCGCACAACACAGUCUACAUCACCAUCUUCCAGGACCGCGUCGAGUAUCUGGACGCAGAUGUGGACUUUAGACAUAUCGACAACAGCUAUCAGGCCGAGGAUCCCUACCUCUACGCCUUGGACGUCAGCGCCGACGACGACAAGCUUGUGCGCGUGCCGAGGAUGAACAUCGCAGUCGCUGUCGAACAGAUCGAGCUCACCAACAUUCUCCAGCUCAAAGGGAAGGAUCCUGAACGCGAGGCACCGAAGAAGAAAACCAAGAAGCGCGUCACGGUGAAGCGCGCGGCUCAUGAGGUGCUUGCUGAGGAGGUGCGCGCGAUGGGUCGGCAUGAUCGGGCCAUCGAGAAGGCUAGGCGCAACCGAGGCGACAUCGAACGGAAGGCAUCAGAAGCGGCGCAGAGCAGAGUCGCGUUCGAACGGGACCCGGCUCAGGAAGAAGAGAUGAUGAACAAGGGCAGUCGUGCUCAUCCCAAAGGCAAUACCGCUGACCUUAGUCAGAGUGGUGACGGCCGCAGUGGGGCUGGCAGGUAUGGCGGCGGGUAUGAGCGCUCGUACUACUUCGUUGAACAGACGGCUGCUGGAGAAGACCGUCGCACCACGCCGGAGGGUACAAAGGCCCGUGCAAGAGGCAAGAAGAUAGAGGCGCUACGGAGCUCGGAGGUCGCGGCGAUCAUAAGCGCGCUCGAACCGGCAUUCCUGGUAUAG